AAGGCCGGCGAGAAGCCCCGAGCGGCACAACCAGUUGAGGUGUUCUCUCUUUUGGUUCUUCGUAGAGGUUCAUCGUUCGUUAACCGCAAACAUGUCUGGCCGUGGUAAAGGUGGAAAGGCUAAGGGAAAGGCGAAAUCUCGUUCCAAUCGCGCUGGACUGCAAUUCCCCGUUGGACGUAUCCACAGACUUCUGCGUAAAGGAAAUUACGCCGAGCGCGUUGGUGCUGGUGCCCCAGUCUAUCUGGCUGCGGUAAUGGAAUACCUCGCUGCAGAAGUAUUGGAAUUGGCGGGAAACGCUGCACGAGAUAACAAAAAGACCAGAAUCAUUCCCAGGCAUUUACAGCUAGCCAUUCGGAAUGACGAAGAGUUGAAUAAAUUGCUUUCUGGCGUUACCAUCGCUCAAGGUGGUGUGCUGCCGAACAUCCAAGCAGUAUUGUUGCCAAAAAAAACUGAGAAGAAAGCUUAACUACACAGCAACAACAAACGGCCCUUUUUAGG
Pogonomyrmex barbatus (red harvester ant) is the source of this 498-nucleotide messenger RNA. Its product is annotated as histone H2A. Gene Ontology annotation, molecular function: structural constituent of chromatin; DNA binding; protein heterodimerization activity. NCBI's taxonomy places the organism in Eukaryota, Metazoa, Arthropoda, Insecta, Hymenoptera, Formicidae. Gene Ontology annotation, cellular component: nucleosome. The record is from RefSeq and is a predicted model, not a curated record.